Messenger RNA from Rodentolepis nana, 456 nucleotides. The record is from the annotation of a GenBank genome assembly. NCBI's taxonomy places the organism in Eukaryota, Metazoa, Platyhelminthes, Cestoda, Cyclophyllidea, Hymenolepididae.
AUGGGACGCGUAUAUGGACAUGGAAAGGGUAUUUCCCAAAGUGCUCUCCCUUAUCGUCGUUCUGUGCCUUCAUGGCAGAAAAUGUCUGCCGAUGAGGUUAAAGAACAAAUUUACAGGCUUGCUCGUAAGGGUAUGACUCCAUCCCAAAUUGGUGUCAUCCUUCGUGAUAGCUUUGGUAUUAAUCAGGUUCGUUGGCUUGUCGGAAGCAAGAUCGUUCGUAUUCUUAAAACUGCCGGUCUCGCUCCAGCCAUUCCCAAUGAUUUGUAUCACCUAAUUAAAAAGGCUGUUGCUAUCCGCAAGCAUCUUGAAAGAAAUCGCAAAGAUAAGGACGGCAAGUACCGACUUAUCCUCACUGAAAGCCGUAUCCAUCGCAUUGUGCGUUAUUACAAAAGAAAGCGGGUUCUACCACCAAAUUGGAAAUAUGAUAGUUCCACCGCUUCAGCUCUUGUUGCGUAA